This is a messenger RNA of Homalodisca vitripennis (glassy-winged sharpshooter), 1687 nucleotides long. RefSeq lists its product as uncharacterized. The record is from RefSeq and is a predicted model, not a curated record. NCBI's taxonomy places the organism in Eukaryota, Metazoa, Arthropoda, Insecta, Hemiptera, Cicadellidae. Bases 105 to 1283 code for a protein of 392 amino acids. The transcript is spliced from 2 exons.
UACACUUAUCACUCAUCCAUCAGUCAUAGCGGCCACGUGCUGCACGACACGGGAGAUCACUGGCUUGUACUGAGUACGCGCUCAAAAACACAGGUAACUAUCAGAUGCGCAACUGGUACUGUGCACGCUACUCCCUGCAGACCAUCUACACUUAUCACUCAUCCAUCAGUCAUAGCAGCCACGUGCUGCACGACACGGGAGAUCACUGGCUUGUACUGAGUACGCGCUCAAAAACACAGGUAUGGAAUAUUCAAGAUGUUCCGUACAUGGAGGCAGCUGUUGUUAAUUACGGCGAAUCUUUCGUGGCAGGCGUGGGACCUCUGAUGUUGCGGGCCAGUCACAACCUUCUUGAAGUGUUCAAACCAGAUAAUCUGCUGGCUCCCCAAAACAACCCCAAGUUUGACAUCAACCUGACCUUCGCCUGCUUCAUCGACACCAAAGAGAAGUUUCCCGAGACAGUUGAGACCACCAGUGACGUGACUAAAGUGAUCGCCAAAUCACACGAUUACGAUUUCAAAAACCCGUUUGAUUAUUUUACGAUCGGAGAUAUUUUCGUGGGAUACCAGCCUGCCCCUAGUAGGCUUUGGUCGAGGCCGAAGAUUUACUUUUGGGAUCUCACUAAAGGAUUAAAAGUUCACGAAGAAGCAGUGCCAAGGAUUUGCUCCUCGUGCAUUGUCAAGAAAGGCGACACUACCAAACCAAUGAUUCUUAUUUACGCUUUUAAGUCGUCAACCUUUAAAAACAGAAACAUUCGACUGUCCCACAUUUACUUGUACAACAUCAAAACAAUGAGGUACACAGGAUUUCACGCUGACAUCCCUUCUAAGGUGUUGUGGUGGGGGAUGGCAAGAGAUAUUCUAGUCACCAGACAAGAGAGGGCUUUUCAUUUUUUUGAUGUUGUUGCGGGGACUUUUCUUUCGGUUAAGGACAUGGACUUAAAAAUGAGCGUUGGCGAAAGUGAUCUGGAACACUCGCAGUUCCUCUUAAGGACACGUCUCUACUACGCCUACAAAUACCACCUGCAGGUCAUGGACAUAGAGACACAAGAAACUGUUUUUACAUUUGAUUUGAACUAUAUUAUCUAUUCUUUGCACAACAUCCGAGGAAAGUUCAUGAUAAUCUCCAGUAAGUCGUGCAGUGAAGUGUGGGAUAUCGAGGACAAUGAAAUGGUGUUCAGACUCCCCUAUUUGUUUAUAACUGAUUUUAGAAUCGAUUCUAAGGCCGCGCCAAUGAGAUUGUUGGCCCAAUCUCAAAAUGAGGUCAGUAUAAUCAAUUUUUGGUAAGUUGUACACCAAAAUCAUAUUUUUGAAUUCGUUUCAAAAAUUAAUUGUUUAUUUUCUGCUAAGUAGUUCAACAAAUGAUAGAAUAUGUGGCUUCUACAUUAUUAACAACUAUGAUUUCUGAGGUUUCCAUUACCUGGUCUAAAUUUACUUUUAGGCAAUCUCCCAAACUUUUAUCAAUUCUAUAUCUUAUACAUUCAGCUGGUUUUUAGUUAACCAUAUACCAUUUAAUGGUCUCAUAAAUCACUGACAAAAAUAUAUUUCAUAACGAUAAAAAAAUUAAUAAACAUACAGAUUUCAUUAUGUUGAUUAAGUUAUAAUUUGAAGCGUUGCAUUUAUUUUUUAGUAUAUAUUGGAAUUAUUAUAAAUGUUUUUAGCCAAUAAAACAUGCCAACUAAAUAAUCAAA